AUGGCUUCAUUGCCGUCUUCCAAAGCGUUGCCAUCGCUUGCCUCGCUGCGAUCAGCCCUCCAGUCGAUUAGUACACAACCCAUCGCUGCUCGAGCUGCAAUCCGCUCAGCUUUCACGCAAGCUUCCAGCUAUGCUUCUACUUCUUCCAUGCACACUUCGACAAUCCGCUACGACCAGUCAGCCCCGUUAAACGCCUCCAGCUCCUCUUCUUCGUCAUCAGCACCUGCGGCACCACCCUCCGCCUCGUCAUCAACAGAACAACAACAGCAAGGUCUCCAUGCCUCUGAGUUUGACUUCGACAGCGAAUCCUACGAGAUACCUCCUUUCGAUGAGGGCGAUCUCGUCGCUGUACCCAACAAAGAACCCAUCGUCCACGUCAAGCUCUCUAAGCUUCACAAGGGUUCGUCUACUACCAAAUCUUCAUCCUCCAAAGCAUACGUUCCACUCUCAGCACAUGUAUUCGACGCACCAGCCCGUCGUGAUGUCAUUCACAGUGCUGUCGUGUACUACCUUGACGCACAACGCUCCGGUACCGCCUCCACCAAAGGUCGAUCCGAUGUUCGCGGUUCCAUGAGGAAGCUUCGCCCACAGAAAGGUUCCGGUCAGGCACGUCUCGGUACCAUGUCCAACCCUAUUCUCCGUGGUGGUGCUGUCGCACACGGUCCUCGCCCUCGUGAUCACUCCACCAAGCUGCCACGUCGUGUUCGUGAACUUGCCCUUCGCUCCGCCCUCUCUUCCAAGUGGAGGCAAGGCGAUCUGCACGUUGUCGACAACUUUGACUGGAUCGCUCCACCUAGCUCCACCGGUCCCCUUGCUCGUCUUCUCGGCUCGAAAGGCUGGUCCGACGCUCUCUUCCUCACCGCUCCACGCCACCCUGAACCUUCCAUUCGCUCGUUGAUCAAAGAUGACCGCCCAUCAUCGUCUGACCCCGUCUACGACGAACAGCAAAGACUAGACCACCAACAAGCGAUCCGCAACUUUAUUCUCGCUUCCAACAACCUUCCGCGCGUCGAGCUGAUCAAGUUGGAUGCUUUGACCGAAGAGUACAGGGACAACAUUGCAAAGACCAGCAGCGACAAGAAGAAGCCUGGUGAGCUCCACGCUUACGAGGUUCUUCGAAGACACAAGGUCAUUUGCGACCUCGGCGCCGUUGAGUGGCUCGAGGAGAAGCUUGGUGGCGCUAUUUUCCACGAGCAGGCUGGGCUGGACAGCAUUGCAGAGAGCUUGGAACAGCAGCAGCAGCAACAAAACACCGAAGCAGCAGCAUUGUCGGAAGUCGCUCAGCCCGAAGCAGCAGCAUUGUCGGAAGUCGUCCAGCCCGAAGCAGCAGCAUUGUCGGAAGUCGCUCAGCCCGAAGCAGCAGCAUCGUCGGAAGUUGUCCAGCCCGAAGCAGCAGCAUUGUCGGAAGUCGCUCAGCCCGAAGCAGCAGCAUUGUCGGAAGUCGUCCAGCCCGAAGCAGCAGCAUUGUCGGAAGUCGCUCAGCCCGAAGCAGCAGCAUCGUCGGAAGUUGUCCAGCCCGAAGCAGCCGCAUCGUCGGAAGUCGUCCAGCCCGAAGCAGCAGCAUCGUCGGAAGUCGCUCAGCCCGAAGCAGCAGCAUCGUCGGAAGUCGUCCAGCCCGAAGCAGCAGCAUUGUCGGAAGUCGCUCAGCCCGAAGCAGCAGCAUUGUCGGAAGUCGUCCAGCCCGAAGCAGCAGCAUUGUCGGAAGUCGCUCAGCCCGAAGCAGCAGCAUUGUCGGAAGUCGUCCAGCCCGAAGCAGCAGCAUUGUCGGAAGUCGCUCAGCCCGAAGCAGCAGCAUUGUCGGAAGUCGUCCAGCCCGAAGCAGCAGCAUCGUCGGAAGUCGCUCAGCCCGAAGCCGAGGCGACGACCCCCGUCACUCCAUCGCCCGCUGCCCAGUCAGCUUCAUCAGCUUAA
Messenger RNA from Ustilago hordei, 1911 nucleotides. RefSeq lists its product as uncharacterized. The coding region runs from base 1 to 1911 and encodes 636 amino acids. Gene Ontology annotation, cellular component: ribosome. NCBI's taxonomy places the organism in Eukaryota, Fungi, Basidiomycota, Ustilaginomycetes, Ustilaginales, Ustilaginaceae. Gene Ontology annotation, biological process: translation. The record is from RefSeq and is a predicted model, not a curated record. The transcript has a single exon. Gene Ontology annotation, molecular function: structural constituent of ribosome.